This is a messenger RNA of Suncus etruscus (white-toothed pygmy shrew), 939 nucleotides long. RefSeq names its product olfactory receptor 6C2-like. NCBI's taxonomy places the organism in Eukaryota, Metazoa, Chordata, Mammalia, Eulipotyphla, Soricidae. The coding region runs from base 4 to 939 and encodes 311 amino acids. Gene Ontology annotation, cellular component: membrane. The transcript has a single exon. Gene Ontology annotation, biological process: G protein-coupled receptor signaling pathway. The record is from RefSeq and is a predicted model, not a curated record. Gene Ontology annotation, molecular function: olfactory receptor activity; G protein-coupled receptor activity.
GGAAUGAGAAAUGGGACUGUAACUACAUUUGUUCUUCUGGGACUGACUGAUGACAGUCGCCUACAAGUUCCAAUUUUUAUAUUUCUAUUUUUCACCUAUCUGCUGUGUAUAGCUGGGAACCUGACAAUCAUCGUGCUCACCUUUGUGGAUCCCCAUCUUAAAACACCCAUGUAUUUUUUCUUAAAAAAUUUCUCCUUUUUGGAGAUCUCAUUCACUACUGCUUGUAUACCCAGAUACUUGUAUAACAUAGCAACAGGUGACAAGAUCAUUACCUACAAUGCAUGUUUCAUCCAAGUGUUUUUUAUUGAUCUCUGUGCAGUAACAGAAUUUUAUCUACUAGCUGCCAUGUCCUAUGAUCGCUAUGUGGCCAUCUGCAAACCCCUGCAUUAUGUCAGCAUCAUGAAUAACAGAGUAUGCAGUAUUCUCAUCAUCUCUUGUUGGAUGUCUGGUUUAUGUAUACUGAUUCCACCACUUAUUCUGGCUUUAAAUCUAGUAUUUUGUGACUCUAAUAAGAUUGACCAUUUUGGUUGUGAUGCAUUUCCACUCAUAAAAAUCUCAUGCUCAGACACAUGGCUCAUGGAACAGACGGUUAUGAUCUGCGCUGUCAUUACCCUGAACACAACUCUAACUUGUGUAGUGUUGUCUUAUUCUUACAUCAUCAAGACAAUACUUAAGUUUCCAUCUGUUCAGCAAAGAAAAAAAGCCUUUUCCACCUGUUCCUCACACAUGAUUGUGGUUUCUAUUACCUACGGCACCUGCAUUUUUAUCUAUAUGAAUCCUACAGCAAAAGAAGAAAUGACUACUAAUAAGGUGCUUUCCUUACUGAUUUCUUCGGUGUCACCUACAUUGAACCCAUUUAUUUACACCUUGAGAAACAAUCAAGUAAAGGAAGCUUUCAAGUACUCAAUCAAAAGAAUUACUUUAUUAUCAGCUAAGUAA